ACGUCGGCACGUACCAUCGUCGAUCUCUUAUCUGGUUUCAAAAGAUACCAGCUCCAAGUAAUGUAAUCAAGUAUCGAGCGAUAACGCUCCAAAGGCCCAACCAUAACAAACACAAUCGCAAGUCAAAACGGCCGUUCGCGUCGUUACCAACUUAACACACCAUUCGUUUGCUUCGCCAGAUCGAAAAUUCUAUUAUCCAAGCCCAAGAUGCACAUUGAGGUGCAGGUGGCGCUAAACUUCGUCAUAUCGUACCUGUAUAACAAGCUGCCAAGGCGACGUGUUAAUAUAUUUGGCGAAGAGCUCGAGAAGGCCCUCAAGGAUAAGUUCAAAGGUCACUGGUAUCCGGAGAAACCAUUCAAGGGCUCCGCCUUUCGAUGUUUAAAAACCGGUGAUCCCGUCGACCCGGUGCUCGAGCGUGCAGCUAAAGAGAGCGGAGUACCCAUUCAAGAUAUUCUGGAGAAUUUGCCGUCCGAGCUCGCCGUUUGGGUUGACCCAGGUGAGGUCAGCUAUCGUAUCGGCGAAACCAGUCAAGUGAAGAUCCUCUACUCCGAGAGCGCGGAUCCGCAUGACGAGUCAUCGGCCGACCGCGAGGUCACUAAAACCUUUAACCCCGAAGCCCAAUGCUUUCGUCCGAUCGAGGUAGUGGGUACGUCGUUGAGCGGCCUCAGUCUCAGUCCCAAGUCGACCUCACCAUUUCCCAAUUCCAUGGCCAGCAACGCAAGCAAUGGAUCUGGCACCUGCAAUCAACAAAACGGCCACGGCUCCGGCUCCUCAUCAGCGCCCUCGCCUACGCCACUCACGAACUCCUUCAAGGGCUCACCCAGUCCUGUCCCAGCUUUUAUACCAAGGUCUACAGCUCCGCUAACUUUCACCACGGCUACAUUCGCUCAGACCAAGUUUGGCAGCACUAAGCUCAAGACUAGCAGCAAGAGAGCUAACAGAUCUAGGAUGUCGCCCACCGAGUUUUCAAACUACAUAAAACAACGAGCUAUGCAACAGCAAAUCCACCAUCAUCAUCACCACCAGCAGCAGCAACAUCAACAAUCGGGAGCUCAAGGGUUACAAAAUUCCGGGGGUCUCUCCGUCUCCCAAAAUUCAUCUAACAGCCGUAGCUUGUCACCAGGACUUGCUACUGUAAACGGUCACAACCAACAUCCAACAUCAGCUACUACAACCGACUCGAGCGCUUACUUCUUUCACCAAGCGCCACCACCAACGUACCAUCCGCAGUUCCCACACCGGGGCAUCUUCGAUUCGACCGGCACGCAUGGCGGUUAUCUUGCCGCAGCGGCAGCCGCAGCUGCCACUGAUCUCUACACCGGCGCUAAGUUUCCCUCCUCUUAUCUUGAUCCCAAUACAAUUGGACAUCAAUUUUAUGGCGGUGUGAAUACCAAUAGCAACAGUGCAACGCAAAACGGUGCUGCCACUCUUGGUCCAAUCGGCUCCACCUCGGCUGCCGCAGGAGCCACCAAUGGAACAGCCUCAGCAACUACAACGCAACAGCAACAGACUGAUAAAGCUGCAUUGGUCGAUGGCCUAAACAACUUCGGAUUGGGUUCGGUGGCGCCUUAUCCAGCUAAUAAUUAUCAACACCUAUUGGUGGCGAAUUAAUACGGUACAAUUUCCAACAUCGCCAGUGCAGGCUUGUCCGAACUCAAAUCGUCAUUCGUUGCAUGAUAAUAACGAUUCGAAAAAAAGAAAUUGAGCAAAUUGACCAUCCAAUAUAUACUGAAUGAUACACAUGCACAAGCUUGAUAAAUAACAUUCUAUUUCACUUGAUCGUCUCAUUACAGUUUCGCUUUUCCUCUUGUUAUAGAAAUUCUUGUAGGUUACGUACAGAAGCUACCAUAUUACCGCUUUCAAAUUAAAUAGGCAAUUUUUGGUCCCAUACCCUUCUGGCUAUAUUAUGAGACUAUAUAAUCCAUAAAUACUUGCAAUUUUUGCAGGCACAAGUACCCACGU
Ceratosolen solmsi marchali is the source of this 1962-nucleotide messenger RNA. RefSeq names its product protein Tob1. Gene Ontology annotation, molecular function: transcription corepressor activity. Gene Ontology annotation, cellular component: nucleus; cytoplasm. Lineage: Eukaryota; Metazoa; Arthropoda; Insecta; Hymenoptera; Agaonidae. The transcript is spliced from 2 exons. The record is from RefSeq and is a predicted model, not a curated record. Bases 208 to 1611 code for a protein of 467 amino acids. Gene Ontology annotation, biological process: regulation of gene expression.